Funneliformis caledonium is the source of this 1140-nucleotide messenger RNA. The record is from the annotation of a GenBank genome assembly. Lineage: Eukaryota; Fungi; Glomeromycota; Glomeromycetes; Glomerales; Glomeraceae.
AUGUCAAACCAUCGUUUAUUAACUGCUGAAAAUUGGAAUGAAAAAUUAUCUUUGAAUGGAAAUUCGUUUCCUAUAGAUCCUGCUAUCAAAGAAAUUUUUAAAAGUGACGAUCAAAGCCUCGAUGAUUUUGUACAAUGGAUUAAAAAAGAAAGUGAAAUUCAUCAACCGAUUUUUUCUUGUGAUUCAUCACCAAUUUUCAUAUCCUUUGGAAAUUUACAAAGAUGUUAUGAUGAUUAUGAACGGGAAAAUGAGGCAACGAUAAUAGAUAAUGUUGUUGACACCACCUCGAAAGAAUCAAAUGAGGAUCACGUGAAAUGGUCUUUAGAUCGUGAAUUACUUCAAACCUUAAAAAGUUCACUUGAACAAAUUACAAAAUUUGGCAAAGACUCCGAUAUCAAAGAAUUUUUGUCCAAAUUCAAUAAUUUGAUUCGACUUCCACACAUUCAGGCAAAAUUAAAGAUUUCUCAAAUCGAUGACAAAAUUUUAGAAAUUUUGUGUAACGGCAUAGUACAAUGUGAGGAUAUCACGUAUCAGAACUAUGUUGUCUUCUUCAGGUUUACAUUCUUGGAAAAAGUACGUUUAAUCACAUCGAAACCUUCACGUGGAUUGUUAUCUAUCCUUUCAAAAAUUGCAAAGGUAAAGAGCAAACCAAUUAUUUAUGGACUGUUAUUACCCUUAAUCCAAGAACCUCGAGAGAUAGCCCGACCCCAAUUGGAAGUUAUUACUCGAAUAAUUAAUGGAGGAUUGAGUGAAGAUUCCAUCGUAUCUUUAAUAACAGAAUUAUCCUCUGAUGUCCAAAUGCUUAGUGAGCUUAAUGGUGAAACUCGUCCUAAACAUCUUGAAAAUUGGGAAGAUUCAAUGAUUGAAAUCUUAUUUUCGAUCUUUAGUCAAAAAUUUCGAAUUGAAGAUCCAAAUAUUUUUAAGAGAUUCUUAUAUCAUUUAAAAGUUAACAUUGAACUUCAACCUAAUAAUCAGAAAUUAGGUCAGAUAUUAUUGUUACUUGUCACUAAACAUUCUGAAUGUAUUAUGGAUCAUUUAGAAGAAGUCAAAGUUGCCGCAGAAAAGUCAACGGCAUUUAUGAAAAAGAGCGUUCUUGGAAAGAUAGAUUCAUUAAUAAAGAGGCGCGUAUCCCAAAAAUAA